AUGCUUCAUUCUUCAGGUCCAGGAGUCACAGUGAAUGUCUCAGAAGAAAGUGCUGUGAUCUUACCCUGCUCCCUCGGCACCAAUCAGAACCUUGAACAGAAGCUGUUUGAUUGGAGGAAAAAAGCACCAAAUAAACAGGAGGUGUUCAUGUAUGAUGGAGGCCUUCAUUACAAUAAUGGACGUCGAGGUCAAGACGAGCACUUCAGAGGACGGGUCUCACAUUUUCCACAAGAGCUGCAGUUUGGUAACGCCUCCAUCAUCAUCAGAAACACCACGGUGGCUGACAGUGGAGUCUACACCUGUGAUUUUCCACAUCUGCAGCCAGAACAAAGGUUCUGCAUUAAACUUGUUGUUGGUGCAGCUCCGAAGCCGUUUGUUGGGAUCCUGAACAUCAGCGAGGACGAGGCGCUGCUGAAGUGUGAGGUCAGAGGUGCUUCUCCAAAGCCUAAAGUAGAGUGGAGGGACAGCGAUGGAAACAUCCUUCCUGCUGAGGAGCCACAGGUGUCACACACAGGAGAGCGCUAUGACAUCACCCUCCUCACCACGGUGACCAGGACAAACAGCAGCCUCUUCCACUGUGUAGCCACACAGGAGGAGAUGGGCCAUGUGACCCGUGAUCAGAUCGACGUGCGUUACUGUGAGAAAACGUCUGAGGUGAAGUCCUGCUGUGGAGUCGGUGUGUUCAUAGCUUUGUGGUUUUCUGGAGUUCUGACUGUCGCUGCAGCUCUGGCUGCAUCUGUAGCUGCAAAGUACAUCAGAAAACACAAGAAAGGAUGA
Pelmatolapia mariae (spotted tilapia) is the source of this 777-nucleotide messenger RNA. Its product is annotated as butyrophilin-like protein 1. Gene Ontology annotation, cellular component: external side of plasma membrane. The transcript has 4 exons. Bases 1 to 777 code for a protein of 258 amino acids. Gene Ontology annotation, molecular function: signaling receptor binding. Gene Ontology annotation, biological process: regulation of cytokine production; T cell receptor signaling pathway. The record is from RefSeq and is a predicted model, not a curated record. NCBI's taxonomy places the organism in Eukaryota, Metazoa, Chordata, Actinopteri, Cichliformes, Cichlidae.